This is a messenger RNA of Myxocyprinus asiaticus (Chinese sucker), 2650 nucleotides long. RefSeq names its product nudix (nucleoside diphosphate linked moiety X)-type motif 19 (gene nudt19). Gene Ontology annotation, cellular component: mitochondrion. Lineage: Eukaryota; Metazoa; Chordata; Actinopteri; Cypriniformes; Catostomidae. The transcript is spliced from 3 exons. Bases 117 to 1340 code for a protein of 407 amino acids. The record is from RefSeq and is a predicted model, not a curated record. Gene Ontology annotation, molecular function: hydrolase activity, acting on acid anhydrides, in phosphorus-containing anhydrides.
ACUUCACCAAAUGCCGAAUAAAAACACAUUUUUUCUGUGUUGUCCUUCACCUCCUGUUAUGAUUAGUUGAGCAGAAGAAAGUCCAUGUAACGAUGAGCAUGUAAGCAAGCAUCACGAUGAACACGGCGCUAAAACACUGGCGAGAGGCGGCGACGGUGAUCCUCGCGGCCGGGAUGAGACGCACUCAAAGUGUGGACUCUCUCAGAGCAGGUGUGGAUACAUUCACUGCACCAACCCAGACUGAUCUACCUGACAAAGCUGCCUUUGAUUAUCGUGUGCUUCUGCUGAAACGAAGCGGUAAGAGCGGGUUUAUGCCCAAUGCCUACGUGUUCCCCGGGGGGCUGGUGGAUUCCUCCGAUUUCUCCAGCGAAUGGCAGGAGAUCUUUAAAUCCUUCACCAAAGCGCCCAACUACGGGAUCGGAGUUGUGAGACAGCCGCCAGCGACCAGGCCACCCAUUUUCGCCACUGACAGAGCUAAACUGGGAUCUCCUUUACCGGGAGAUGUGGCUUUCAGGAUAUGUGCUGUGAGAGAGACGUUUGAGGAGUCUGGUGUGCUCCUGGUUGUUCCCAAACACGAGGAAAACACUAUUCAUGUGCACACAACUGAUGAAAAUGACUGGGACACCCAACCCACCCUGACCAGACUGAGCGGGGCCUGGGACGAACACGUGCUGUCCAGGUGGAGGUCUCUGGUUAUUGAUAACUCGGCGAAUUUUAUUAAGAUGUGCAAGGAGCUGCAGUGUCUGCCCAACAUCUGGGCUCUGCGCGAGUGGGGCAACUGGCUGACCCCCACAGGCGUGUACGACAAACACAGGAGGUAUGACACCGCGUUUUACAUCUGCUGCCUGCUGGACACACCGCAUACUCUUGAAGACGAGAAAGAAAUAGUUCACUUUAAGUGGUCCACUCCCUCAGAGGUACUGCACAGCUAUAAAUCAAGGGAAAUAUGGAUAGCUCCACCUCAGUUCUACGACCUUGGACGAACCUGCCGAUUUCCAGCACUCAGAGAUCUCCAUAGCUUUGCCUGUAAGAGGUCUCUGGAGGGCUGUGAGCAGUGGCUGCCUAUUCGCCUGUUGUGUACUGACGGCUAUAUAUCACUUCUACCAGGUGAUGCUCAAUACCCUGAGAAUGUGGACUUUUCUGGAAAGAGUGGUAGCACUGUGAGAAGUGAGAAAAGUCUUGAAGAUCUCCAGAGGGACAGCUCAAACCUGCACCGUAUCGUCUUCCAGGAUCCAUAUACAACAUCUGUCCACAUGAACAUCACCCCCAAGUACAACCAUGUGCCUCCUCUCUGCAGUGCAGCUGUGGAUGGCCAAUCUAAAAACACUAGUAAACUCUGACCCUUACCUGUCAGCGGCAGGACUGAUGCACAGAUGGUUUUCAAGGUCUUAAUUGGUUUUUGAGUUAAUUCCAAUUUAAGAGAUACUGAUGUGGCCCGAGACUUACAGUAUGGACUAUUUAAGAUGAAACCUAUAUGAUAUAAAAUUAUUUUUUAGAUAAGCUAAAGAACAAUACAUGUUGAUGUAUAGACUAUUUGCUUCACUGCAGCCUAUAGAUGAUAAAUGGCAAACAAAGAUACUAUUUAAAGUGGUUUAUUGUAUGUUUCGAGAGUACGCCAUAUUGGUUCAACUGCACUCACUGCUCUGUAUGCAAGUAUCAGAUCAGUAAAGGCUUGCAAUGAUAAGCAACUGUGCUUUAAAAGGAUUGGUUUAUGUGGUUCUUUUCAUGUAUUGGUUCAUUGGAAAACUUAUACUGCCUUAUAUGGUGCAGACAAACUCUCUCAAGCACUCCAACCAAUAUAUUCUAAAGGUUUUUUAGAAUAUAUUGUUUUGAGUUUUUUUCUGAUUUUUGUAGAUUAGGCAAUGAAGGCAUGAUGAAUGGCAGUCAAUUGUUAAUUUCUGCACCACUCCAGCAUCUAAAAGAUUAGUAAAAAACACAGACAGUUUUGCUGUCGGGCUGGUUGGGAUGCUCAAACAAACAGCCAUUUUUUGAUAGUGCCACUGUGUUAACACUUUGCAGGGGAAUCAACCUACCAAUGGCCUACUUACUGUAUUUAGUUGUCUCUGCCUAUUAAGCUGAAACCGGUAUUUUAAUAAUAAAAAAAAAAAAAAAGAAAUUCCAUGAAUUUUGAACUUGCAUGGUAAUACAGUACACAAUAAUUUAAAGGACUCUACAAUGAGUAGAAAUGGGCAAUCAAUAAUGUGAACAAACUUGUUAGUGUACAAAUUGCAUUUUCAGAUUUUUCAGUUUAUCAAAUUGCACCUGGACUGCUGCACAAAGCAUUUGAAAGAAAACACAUCACAAAUUACUACAUUAUAUUGGCUAAUACAACACCAAAAUGUUCAACUUUUAUGAAGUAGCCUGAUUUAUAAUAAGAGAAACAUUAAUGUGUUAGCAGACCAAGGAAUGAGGUGGUUAAAUGAAUUGGCUGGUUGAAAAACAAAUCUCAAUUUUUCUAAAAAUUUAGAAAAUAAAUUCAGACACAAUGCAUGUAAAUAUUUUCAAACAGUUUAAUCGUACAUAAACUAAAACUACUAGAUUGCUUCAUAGGUGUCCACUUGACUAUAUUUCUGUAGAGACAGUAGUGUGAAAUCCUUAACCAACCUCAUAAAACACACUUGAAAUAAACCAUCAGGAAACAUUCAGAGCA